Molecule: messenger RNA, 6569 nt
Organism: Tympanuchus pallidicinctus (lesser prairie-chicken)
Lineage: Eukaryota; Metazoa; Chordata; Aves; Galliformes; Phasianidae
Product: putative short-chain dehydrogenase/reductase family 42E member 2
Exons: 14
Coding region: 4212-5420 (402 amino acids)
Biological process (GO): steroid biosynthetic process
Molecular function (GO): 3-beta-hydroxy-Delta5-steroid dehydrogenase (NAD+) activity
Source: RefSeq, a predicted model, not a curated record
AAAAUUUAGGCCAACAAGGGAUGUUGAAGAUGUUUGGAGUGGUACCAGUAGCCUGCCUCACUUCAUUGCAUACUUAAAGCUUCCAGCUGCAAGUAUAAAGAGGGAAGGAUGUACUGUUGUUUUUUUCUUCCUCUAAACUUCUGGCAGAGGAGAGCUCACAAAUGAUAACUGUUGCCACCUUACUGCAUUUACGGGUGUUGCAGAACUCAAAGUAAAUCAAGACUUGAACUCUCCAAAGUCUAAACGUAAACAGAGGAUAGUUUUUAAUGUAAUGAAUAUAAAUUUUAGAUAAUGUAAUGGUUUCAUAAUGUAAUAGUUGUACAAGAAUCAGACCCCUGUUUCUCCACAGGUUAGGAAUAAUUAUUUCACCACAUCACACUAAUAAUUGCUUCCAUCAAUUGAUGGUAUGCCAAAGGUGUAUUUUUUUGGCAGUUGGUUUGAGACUUGUUUGCUGGUGCUCUCGUGACUAACAGAUGUGACAGAUGGCUGUGAUACCAGAAAGAGAAUUCUUUUCUUCAGUUUUGAAUAACAAAUCCAAGAAAUAACCCUAGUGCAGAAAACAAAGUUGGAAUGACUUUGCUGAAAGAAAUUUGCUAAUAAUUAUUUUUACUCUUUCCGUGUUAUGUUGGCAGUAGAGAAGGAUCAGAGUGGGUGAUUCAGAAAUCAUCAGGCAUGGAAAUAAGGAAUAUCUUGAUACUGAUUAACACCUGGUUAUGUUUGUAUAAUCACACACUGCCAGUCUUCAAAGCAAUUCUGUUAAGUUCUUGUGCACUUCCUACCAUAGAAAGAUUUAAAAUGUUUCCAGAGCCAUUUAAGAAAAUCCAGUAUUGAGGCACAUAUUUUUCCAGUUUAUGAAAUACAAUUUUUUUUUUAAUGAGGAACUCAGUGGUGACAGUUCAUUAGCAUUUUGUAGCUGUUUACUUUUGUCUUCCAGAGGGCUAGAAAUUCAUGGUUUUAGUAUAUGUAAUUUUAAUGAAAAUUGAUCCAGACUGCAAAAUUCAGAUACAUGGUCUGAGUUUAUUCAGGAGCCAUUCUCUUCUCCUGAGUGCCAACUGAUGGGAAUGACUCAAAUAAUUUGAUAUGGGAGAUGCCUCUUUUCCUUCUUCUGUUUUAUCUCCAUAAAGAGCUAAAACUUUUUCUUUCCAUCACAGAAGUAUCAUUUUACUGUUGUAUGCUCUGUACCAUCUUACUCCUGCCUUCCAUGUUGGCACCAGCCUACUGUGGCAGACUGCAGUUAAAAAGGCACAUUGUGCUAAGCAUCAUUUUCCAUGAUUCUUGAUAGUAUAUUUCAGUAUAUUUUCUGUGUGUUAGUAUGUGUAUCACUGCUGAGAUGCUUUGGUAUAAAGUCUUAACUGUAAAUCAAUAGGAUUAAUUGCAUUUUUAUUGGAUGUAUAUAAGUAAUAGAUGCUGACUACUGAUAAAAGGAGUGAAUUUGUUGAAACAGUAAAUCCAGGCAGAAGAGACAAGGUUUCUGUAUUGCCAACAAGAGAUGCUUAUUUAUUCCUUGACAGAUUUAAGAAAUGUCUCAAUGCUGGAGUGUAUAUUUUGAUAUUGUUAUAGAGGUCCUUAGGAGGUAACCCUGAAUGUGAUAUCAUAGACUCUGUAUGAAAUAAGAAUUGAAACAUGUCAGUGUGCUGUGUUAGAUUGCAGUCUGGCAAACCUCUGAUUUACAGCCUUUUUUUUUUCCUGUAUGGUAUUUGGUUUUUGUAUUUUACUCAUUGGAAACAACUCAGUUUAUCCAAAGUCUCACAAACUGAUCAUAAAUGGAUCUGUGUAAUCCUGAGUUCACUGCACUGUACACUAACUUUCUGAAAUUACAUAUACUUAAAACAUUGCUCAUUUGUUUGCACUGGUUUAGUCUGGACAUAUGUUAUAGCUCUUUAUCUCUUGAAAUGCUCCCAGGUUCAGACUGUAAACUUAAAUAUGUGUAGGAAUUCAGGUAUCUUCUUGCUGGUGCUGUGAGCUAAGAGUUUCUGUUCAAGAAAAAUGCAACAGAAAAGGAAGGAACAGAUAUUUACAUUAAAAUUUGUGUAACCACAGAAGAUUCUAAAAGAGUCAGAUGUUGCAGUAUGUAGCCAUUGUAUUCCAUCCUCUUUGUUUGCUGAGGGUUUUCACCCAGCCUCUUUCCAUACUUCUGAGACGUUACAGGUUGAUCAGCCCUGCUGCCUACUUAGAACAGCUCAAUCCUUCAGAAUACAGUUUCUGUCUCCCACCUAUUGCCUACCUGGGUCAGCAGUGAUGACCAGAUUAAUCGAGUGCUCUGUUAUUGACCUUUCUAUGUUGAUUUGUCACAUAUGCACCACUUGCUUUCCUGGUUUAUGCUUUCUGGAAUGCGAUUUAUUUUAUUCAAAAUAUAAUAAAAGAGGAGUUUUAUAAUUGACAAAGUUGCAUACUUUUCUGCCUUCUUCUUUGUAAGUCAUGUGUUUUCUGUGAUUCACUAAAUAUUCUGAUUUAUAUACAGAGAAUUAAAGUGAAUUAAACCAGUUGCUACCUUGAUGCUCUCAACCAUACAUCAGAAGACUGCAGCAAGAAUUGGUGAUCUCUGUGUACAGAAAAUAUGCCUUCUGUUAAUAAUGGGAAUGAGAAUCUGCAUGUUUCUCUUAUGGCAUGAAAUUACAGAAUGACCACAGGUAGUUUGCUGCCUAUACUUCACCUGGAAAUAGGAGAAUAACUCUUGUGCCUAAAAAAUUGGAUUGGAGAUGAAGGUAGAAAAAUCAAGAUGAAAGAGCUAAGUAUCACAGCCAAACAAUGUUUUUAUUUCUUCUCUCUACCCAAAUUUAUAUUGAAAAGUGUAGGUAGAAGGGAAAUGUACUUCAUUUCAAUCUGCUACUGGUUGAGAGGUAUCCUACCAACAUUUCAUAAUGAUUGAAUCGUUAAGGUUUGAAAAGGCCGCUAAGAUCAUCCAGUCCAACUGUCAGUGCCCCCCCACCAUGUCCACUAAACCACGUUCCUGAGCUCCACAUCUGUCUUCUUCUUCACCUCCAGGGACGGUGACUGCACCACUUCCCUGUGCAGCCUGUGACACUGCCUGACCGCUCUUUCUGAGGUGCAGUUUUUCCUAAUAUCCAACCUAAACCUCCCCUGUGCAACUUAACAUUAUUUCUUGUCAUAUCUGUCUUAUCUCAGAGAAGAGGCCAACCCCACCUCGCCACAGCCUCCUUUCAGGGAGCUGUAGAGAACCUCUCCUGCGCCUCCUCUUUUGCAGACCAAACCAUCCCAGUUCCCUCAGCCUCUCCCCCUGUGCUUUAGACUCUUCACAGCUCCGUUGCCCUUCUCUGGACAUGCUCCAGGGCUUCAGUGUCUUGUAGUAAGGGGCCCAAAACUGAGUACAGUACUUAAGAUGUGGCCUCACCUCCUGCCUCCAUCUGCUGGCACUAUUUCUGAUACAAGCCAGGAUGCCACUGGCUUUCUUGGCCACCUGGGCACACUGCUGGCUCAUGUUCAGCCAUCUGUCCACUAAUAGCCUCAGAUCCCUUUUCUCCCUGCAGCUUUACGCUCUGCCCCAAGCCUGUAGCAUUGCCUGGGGUUAUUGUGACCCAAGUGCUGGACCCAGGACUUGAUCUUGUUAAAGCUCAUAGAGUUGGCCUCAGAUGAACUCUUCCUGCCAGCUUGGUGUCAUCUGUGAAUGUACUGAAGGUGCACUCAGUCCCCUCAUCCAGAUCAUCAAUAAAGAAGUUACACAGGACCACCCCAGUACUGACCCCUGGGGAAUACCACUGGUGACUGGCUGCCACACAACUGUGAGAGAUAAAUUUGUUUUCAAGCAUUAGUGUUAAGAUUUUCAUUCCAGUUUUUCAUAAGAACCUUUUUCUCUGUACUUUUUGUAAUCCCCAGGUGAGACGUUUUAGUAAUCUAGUGCCAUUUCUCUACAGAAUGAUGUAACAAUAGUGUAUUUGUGUUGUCUAAUGUCCUAGCAAUCCUUUUACAAGGUAACAGUAAGAUAUUUAGAAGGAUCUGAUGUGGAGUUGUGUUUUUUUUUCCUGAAAAGGAAUGUAAAUUAUGUACAAAUUAAGCCCUGCCCUUUUUUGGCUCACAGCCCAGCCACCAACUACAAAGGAGCAGGAACAACAAAAGGACCUGAGCACACCUGAACAUCUCUGUUUGCCUGAGCGCCUUGUGUUACUAAUUGUUCAGCAAGACAAGUCUCUUGGUCUUACUUGGACAGGAAGCACGGGGAGAACGCUGACAUCCAGGAUUCUACCAAGGCCGUGAUGCAAGAAGGAUCUACUGAGGAGCUUCACAGGGACCUCCUAUGUGAGAGCAAACUAACUGAGCACACCAGAGCACUGGUUAAAAGCAGAAGGACAGUGGUGACAGGAGGUGGAGGCUACCUGGGAUACAAUCUGGGAUGCGCUCUUGUCAAGGCAGGAGUUGCUGUUGUUCUGUUUGACGUACGAGAACCCAAGUGGGAAAUUCCAAAUGGUGCAGACUUUUUCAAGGGUGAUGUGAGGGAUUAUGAAGCAGUGCUCAAAGCAUGUGAAGGGGCUGACUGUGUUUUUCAUGUGGCUGCUUGUGGAAUGUCAGGAUUAGAACAACUUCAAAAGAAAGAGCAGAUUGAAUCCAUAAAUGUUGGUGGCACUGAAGUCAUAAUUGAUGUCUGCAAACAAAGAAAUAUCCCUAGACUGAUAUAUACCAGUACAGUGAACGUGGUAUUUGGAGGGAAUCCUAUUGAAGAAGGAGAUGAAGAAACUGUGCCGUAUUUUCCACUGGAAAAGCAUUUUAAUCAUUACUCUAGAACGAAGGCAAUUGCAGACCAAAUGGUUCUUGCUGCUAAUGGGACGUUGCUAAAAGGAGGCGCCGCGCUCCGCACCUGCGUGCUCCGUCCGCCAGGCAUCUACGGCCCCGGGGAGCAGCGCCACCUGCCGCGGGUAGCCGUAAAUAUCCAGCGGAGACUAUUUAACUUCAAGUUUGGGAAUCACAAAGUUCUGAUGAACUGGGUUCACAUUGGAAACCUGGUACAAGCUCAUUUACUAGCUGCUGAGGCUCUCACCUCUGAGAAGGAUUAUGUAGCUAGUGGACAGGCAUAUUACAUACAUGAUGGUGAAAACGUCGUAUUUUCUGAAUGGAUUGUUCCAUUAUUUGAAAAAUUAGGAUACAGUAAACCCUGGAUACAAAUUCCUAUUCUCCUGGUUCAUAUAGCAGCCGCUGUGAUGGAGUAUCUGCAUCUGGCAUUAAAGCCAUUCUUUAGCUUCACACCUUUCUUGACAAGGAAUGAGGUCUGGAACGUUACUGUAACUCACACUUUCCGAAUAGACAAGGCACGAAAUCAACUUGGUUACAAACCAAAGAAAUUCUCAUUUGCAGAUUCUGUGGAUCAUUAUCUUAAAACAAGACCUGUUUGCCAGGAAGGUCACACGUUCCUUAAAAAGCUCUUUGUUUUUGGUCUUUUGUUAAGUUUAAUCAUUCUUUCCUUCUUCUAACAUCAAACAGCUAUCCACCUGUUCCUGAAAAACUAGUUUUGUUUCUGGGGAUGAAUGGCCUGCUCGUGCUGUAUUCCUCAGUCGCUAUGAAAGUUCUUGUUCUUACUCGUUAUUCUUAUCAUGGUGAUGACUUCUCCCUGGUCUUACCCAAAAUAAAAAAGUGAAAACAAAGUGCAUCAGGAAAUGUUCCAAAGGACAGUGCAGUGACACAGAAUCCAAGGAACUCACCGCUGAUGGGUGAAGGAAGAGUUUGAAUGCACUGGAUCACUACUGGAUCACGUCAUACUGAGAAUGAUUUUCUAAAAACAAUCAUCCAGAAAGGUGAGGAUUUGGAAGAGGAGGAGCCGUCAUAGAAGCGCAGUGCUGUAACAAAACCAGUGGCUCCAAUGAAGAGAAGCCUGUCUCAACGAUUGCUCUGAUGAAGCUGCUGCUACAGCUACUGCAUGUUAGUGCCAGGAAUUACAAAGACCUGGGAAAUACUACAAAAAUAAGUGAAAAUGUACAAAUGACAGGUGCUAAAGGACAAAAGUCGUAUUUAUGUGAAACAGUUCUGUUGUUCAAAAGCAGUGUAAAAGCUGUAAUAAAAUGUAUAUAUAAAAUAAUUUUUAGAUGCAAUAAUAAAUCUCAACUGAACCGAAUACUGCUUUUAAGGAGUCUGUAGAAGGGAGGGGGAUGGCAGGUAACUGGAAUUUAGGAAGGAGCUACUGCUGUCUCUCUGCGUGAGUGCAGCCAGGUCUGCAAUGCUGCCUUGUGCUGGGAUGUUGUCCUUCAGUGAACUGCUGUUGUGGUGUCAGCAGGCAGACCAGAGCUCAGCCCUGAGUUUGGGUCCAACCUCUGCCUUUCUCCUUAAGAUUUCCUUAAGAUCUCCUUAAGAUCUUCUUAACAUUAAGAGUUGCUUGCAGGCUGGACUGUGCUACAUAAGGUCCAUGUGUUCUACAUGUGUACAUAUAAUGUGUUUCCCAGAUGAAUUUUCAUGAGGUUACUCUGGAUCAGGAGAGGCACCCUUGCCAAGGUGAGUCACAGAGGAGAGUGAUGGAAAAGCUCUGCUGCCUGAAUAUCUGCACUCUGUAUUUGUCUUGCCUUUGCAUUAGCAUUUUGUGGGAGUUUUAAGACUGAGAAGUUCAUGGAAACUCUCAUUAUAUCUUUAAA